This is a messenger RNA of Larimichthys crocea (large yellow croaker), 1532 nucleotides long. It is a transcript of the gene arl2bp, whose product is annotated as ADP-ribosylation factor-like 2 binding protein. NCBI's taxonomy places the organism in Eukaryota, Metazoa, Chordata, Actinopteri, Sciaenidae. Gene Ontology annotation, cellular component: mitochondrial intermembrane space. Gene Ontology annotation, biological process: positive regulation of tyrosine phosphorylation of STAT protein; maintenance of protein location in nucleus. The transcript is spliced from 7 exons. Bases 114 to 641 code for a protein of 175 amino acids. The record is from RefSeq and is a predicted model, not a curated record.
CAGAUUAUGUUGUCCGCCCCGGAUGAGACGCAUAGGGUGCACGGACGUCGUUUCCUUGGCAACAACAUUACGUUCGCUAUUUACCAUCCACGUUAACGACUUGUUUCAACAACAUGGACAUCCAGGAGCGAACAGAUAUCCGGAGCUGUGCAGGCAACAUCGUGGACAUGGUCGACAUGGACGAAGAAAACUUUGCUAUUUCCAGUUCCUCAGCUGCAGACUCUGCUUUCGAUGCAGUCAUCGGCUGCAUAGAGGACAUCAUCAUGGAGGAGGACUUCCAGCAGCUUCAGCAGAGCUUCAUGGAGAAACACUACCUGGAGUUUGACGACUCUGACGAGAACAAGCUCAGCUACACGCCCAUCUUCAAUGAAUAUGUUGACCUGCUGGAGAAACACCUGGAGCAGCAGCUGAUGGAGAAGAUCCCUGGAUUCAGCAUGAACAUUUUCAUAGACCUGCUCAUGCAGCACAAAGACGAGGUGCCAGGUGACAUCUUUGACAUGCUGCUGACCUUUACUGACUUCAUGGCCUUCAAGGAAAUGUUUCUGGAAUACAGAACGGAGAAGGAAGGCCGAGGUCUGGACCUGAGUCAAGGACUGGUGGUUACAUCUCUGGUCUCCAAACAGACCACUGGAUCGCAGUGACACGCUCACAUACUGCGUCUAACACUUUGUAUUGCCUCCUCCUUCAUAUGUUUAUGGAAAGUUUUGUUCAUGGGCCUUCAGAAAGUCGUUGUCAGGUGUUUUGUACUCCGAUGGAAACACUAAAAUUCUACAGUCUGUGCACAAAUGGCCCCUAACAGCAUAUCCAUAUAUGCAUUCCUCUGUGUUUCAUGUGGUGGGUGGGAUGCUGCGUGUGUUUGCGUGUUUCUAGUUAAAGUGUGAAGAUGGAAGUUUUUUAUUUCUACUCCCCAACCACUGCACAUAAGGCUUGUUUAACUGAAAUUUUCAGAUGAUACACCUAAUCCUGAUUUUACAAUAAUCCUUGUAUUCAGACAUUAUUCAUACAUUUAUUAGUUCGGCAUGGUUGGGGUGUUGAAACCCAAAAUUCUGGUGCAGGUAUUAGAUUUGUAUUUGUGUUUUUCGGGUCCUUAUGGAAAAUGCAUUAACAAAUCCCCUAGCCCUCUUUGUUUUGUUUUUUUUUCAUAAGAGAAGAGUAUAGCAGAACUAUAUAGAAUAUAUGUUUUAUGAAGUUUUAAAUUAUUUGGUCAGUUUGAAAACUUGUGCCUGUGAAAGUGAUUUUUAAUGUAUAAAGUGACUGUGUGUGUGUGUGUGCACACGUGUGCGUGUGUGUGUGUAUGCGUGUGUCUGCGUUUAGAAAUAAGAUCUACAGUUUAGUUUUCAGUACAAUGUCGACGUGUUUUCUACUUGUUCUAACAUGACAGCUGUAAAUGUAAAAGUAUAUUUAUGUCACUGAAAUACUGUUAGUGAAAAGGUAUUUUCAAAUAAACGAGUAAAAGCCGUACAAUGAUAUCAACAAGCGCUUUGUUUGAACACUUGACCUCAGGAUUUCAUUAUAGCAAAUCAAAUUCUUGG